AUGAUCCUCUACCGCCGUCGCGCUCGUGAGAAGCGGUUGCUCCGUGUUGCGGAGCUGAACGAGCUUCGCCAGGAUAUUCGUCGCGAGCGCGACUUUGAGCAAGGCGUCCUUGCGUUAAACUCUAAGGCCGACAAGCAGGGACUAUAUACCGGACCUGCAGCGAAGGAGUGGGACCAACCCAUCAACCACACGCACAAGGCCCUCCACGUCUCCCUCCGCCGCGAUGACGCGCGCGCCGCCACCCCCGUAUCUCCCUCCCUCAUGGCACAAGUUAAGCGCGCCCGCGCCGCCAAGCACGCCAAUCAAGCUCGCGCCCACCUCCGCGAACGCUCCGGCGAGAUCCUCAACCGCACGCUCGCGCGCCGCGCCUCACGUCCGCCGCCGCCGAUCUGGGACAAGAUGAGCGAGGAAAGGCGGCACAUGGACCGGGUGUCGCGCAGCGUGAGUGAGGUCGGGUACGUGGCGAAGGUGAAGCGGCAGCUGGGGUUCAAGAUGAGGGAGUCGGAGAAGUGGAAGGUGGAGGAAGGGAGGGAUGAGGAAGAGAAGAGGAGGUUGGACAGGGUGUACCUGGAGAUUUUGAAGGAGAAUGGACGGAGGAGGAGGAUGGCGGAGAGGGCAUCGGACGAGCGCGAUGCACAAUGA
Schizophyllum commune H4-8 is the source of this 642-nucleotide messenger RNA. RefSeq lists its product as uncharacterized. The record is from RefSeq and is a predicted model, not a curated record. The transcript is spliced from 2 exons. The coding region runs from base 1 to 642 and encodes 213 amino acids. NCBI's taxonomy places the organism in Eukaryota, Fungi, Basidiomycota, Agaricomycetes, Agaricales, Schizophyllaceae.